AUGACAAGCCCAUGCACUGAUAUCGGUACCGCUAUAGAGCAGUUCAAGCAAAAUAAGAUGAUCAUCGUCAUGGACCACAUCUCGAGAGAAAACGAGGCCGAUCUAAUAUGUGCAGCAGCGCACAUGACUGCCGAGCAAAUGGCAUUUAUGAUUCGGUAUUCCUCGGGCUACGUUUGCGCUCCAAUGACCAAUGCGAUUGCCGAUAAGCUAGACCUACCGCUCAUGAACACAUUGAAAUGCAAGGCUUUCUCCGAUGACAGACACAGCACUGCGUAUACAAUCACCUGUGACUAUGCGCACGGGACGACGACAGGUAUCUCCGCACGUGACCGGGCGUUGACCUGUAAUCAGUUGGCGAACCCGGAGUCCAAGGCUACCGACUUCACGAAGCCAGGCCACAUUGUGCCAUUGCGUGCCCGUGACGGCGGCGUGCUCGAGCGUGACGGGCACACCGAAGCGGCGCUCGACUUGUGCAGACUAGCGGGUGUGCCAGAGGUCGCUGCUAUUUGUGAAUUAGUAAGCGAAAGGGACGUCGGGCUGAUGAUGACUUUGGAUGAGUGUAUAGAAUUCAGCAAGAAGCACGGUCUUGCCCUCAUCACCGUCGAUGACCUGAAGGCUGCAGUUGCCGCCAAGCAGUAG
Molecule: messenger RNA, 639 nt
Organism: Eremothecium gossypii ATCC 10895
Lineage: Eukaryota; Fungi; Ascomycota; Saccharomycetes; Saccharomycetales; Saccharomycetaceae
Gene: RIB3
Product: 3,4-dihydroxy-2-butanone-4-phosphate synthase RIB3
Exons: 1
Coding region: 1-639 (212 amino acids)
Biological process (GO): aerobic respiration; riboflavin biosynthetic process
Cellular component (GO): cytosol; mitochondrial intermembrane space
Molecular function (GO): 3,4-dihydroxy-2-butanone-4-phosphate synthase activity
Source: RefSeq, marked provisional